Molecule: messenger RNA, 2081 nt
Organism: Chaetomium fimeti
Lineage: Eukaryota; Fungi; Ascomycota; Sordariomycetes; Sordariales; Chaetomiaceae
Product: kinase-like domain-containing protein
Exons: 4
Coding region: 99-1760 (553 amino acids)
Source: RefSeq, a predicted model, not a curated record
UCUUACAUCGUUCGGUGUGCAGCAUCGAAGAACACACCACUAAGGUUUCCCUCAUCUCCAGUUUUGGUACCCGCGAUCUGAAUACUGCCGCCUCGAGAAUGACUAAAAGUCAAAGUGACUACGAAGCCGCGCUUGCAGCUAUUCGCGAAUCGGGCCUGGAGCACCCAGAUGGACCGCUGCUCGAAAGCUUUGUUGAGCAGUUUGCCGACCAUGAUCGGGCCGCAGCAUAUCUUCUCAACCUCAACACCAACACCCACAUGCCCGAUUUGAGAGCAUUUGUGGAGGAAUGGAAACGGAUCAUUGCCAUUUUCAUGCGCAAUACUGUCUCCGAAGCACCCGACAAACAUGUCAUUGACAGUGUCACGAAAAGAGACGGCGGAAAGUGCUGCAUCACUGGCACGCCGGGUUCGUUCUGGGAUCCCCUGGUCAUUGUGCCUAUUCUCCCGAGAAUUGAACCGGCGAACGUUGCAACAAGGUCCUGCCGUGAGAUUCUCGAUGCUUUCCUAACACCCAAAUUGAAGGACUGGUUACUCUCCGAGAGUGCCGAGGGAAAGUUGUUCGAUCGUGUCGAGAACCACUGGCUCGUCCGUAAAUCCGCUGCAACCGCAUUUGCCCAAGGGUAUUUCCAGCUGUCCUUCGGGAAAGGUUCCGAAUAUUAUGAGGUUCUGAAAAACUGGACUGGCGGGCCUCAUUUCCCUUCCAUUCUCGAUGAGGUAGACGAUUUCAGACCAGCGACCUUCGCCAACCAUCCAUCUUCUAACAUCAAGAUCCCCAGCCGUUCUAACUUGGAGAUCCUAUCCCACUUCGCGACCCCGGCUCGAUGGAUGUAUGUUUCUCGACACAUUGCCGCUAAGCGAUUGAGGCAAUGUCGUACCUCACCCCCUUCGCCAUUUUCCUCAAUCUUGACUUGCCUUUCCCAAACCUCCGCCACCAUCAUGAGGACAAUCUGGCUCUACGUUCCCGGGAGUAUACGUAUUCGAACAUAUCGUGGCCUAGCCUCUGUUGGGGCACGGAUAUUUGGCGUUACGGACAGUCCCAAUGUACAGCAACUCCCCUUUGGACUGUAUCUCAAGAUGGUCAACCUGGCGACGCGGGGCGAGAGCCUGGUCAACGAGUACGCAGCACUGGAAUUGGUCAGACGCUACAGUGACUUGCCAGUCCCCCGAGCGCUAGACUUGGUCUCAGACUCAAGUGAUAUAUACCUCUUGACGACUCGCAUCCCUGGUCACAAGCUUGGGUUAUGUCUCGAUUCUAUGAGCGACCACGAUACUACUAUUCUAGUUGAUGACUUACGGCGGCACUUGGCGGCACUGCGCGAGAUCCCGAGGCCCCAAGCCUGGAAGUAUGCGAUUGCCAAUGCUGCUGGCGGACCAUGUUUCGAUUAUCGAAUCAAUGCCGCACAAGACGAUAAUGUCGAAGCGGGGUUUGUAGGACCGUUCCUUAACGAGCAUGAUUUCAACGAGACGCUACGAUGUGGUGCCGUACCUGAGGUAGUCCACCACGGCGGACACAGGAUGGUCUUUACGCACGGCGACGUUAAUAUGAGGAAUGUCCUUGUUGACGAUGAUGGGAAACUUAGCGGAGUUGUCGACUGGGAGAACGCCGGGUGGUUUCCUGAAUACUGGGAUUACACCAAAGCGUUUUUCGUGACUAGACACAACUCGCGAUGGCUCGGCAUCGUUGAAGAGGUGUUUGGUCACUUUGGGAACUUCCAAGGCGAGUUGGCAACGGAGAGAGAGCUCUGGAAUUACUGUUUUUGACACACAUUUGUUGUUGCUUUAAGUUGUUAGCGAGGGUACGAGUAACUCACAUUCCCUCGAUCAGGUGCUUUAUCCACCAACAUACCUGUGUCCACCCCCAACCCGGCAAAGCAACCCAGACUUAUCAUCUUGGCUCUGGAGCUCCAACGAAGCCGCCGUAUCCGGGAAACGCCUGGUUGCGUUUACACGCGGGCAUGGUGCGCAACAGAUGCUAAUUCUUCAGGGAAAGCAGGUGUAGAAAAAGCCAUAUAGAUAUACCAGCCUAUACGCGUUGAAUUAUGGGCAGGUACGUGGUAGACAGACUAAGACUUCUCUUUUCCU